AGGCCAUUUCUGCUCAGGCCUGGCCCGGGGCACGGGGCGAGGGGUCGGGUGCGCGGGGAGGGCCCCCGCAGAUGGCGGCCGUCGCGCUGGGUGCCGCAGAGCGCCCCUGCUCCGCCAGGGAGGCCUCAGGACCCGCCCCCCGGGCCUGAGCCCGCGACUGCCGUCCGGAGCGGCGUGCCCUGGGGGCAUCAACUACGUCCCGCCGCCCGCCAAGGCAGCCUCAGGCAUUGCCGCUGCGGCCGCAGGCGCAGGCCCGCGACGGCCGCCCGGAGCGGCUCCUCCCGGCGACGCCAGCGAGGCCGCGCCGCCCGCUGGGGAGGCCUCGGGCCCCGCGCCCGAGGAGAGGCGAGGCCGGCUGCUCCGCAGCUUGCAGAAGGCGGCGCGGUCCCGUGCAGGCAGCCCGAUCGUGCGCGCUCUCAGGCGCGGCUCAUGCACCAAGACACAACUCCGCCCUGCCGAGGCCUCGCGCUGGGCCUCGACGCCGUCCCGGCGGACCGCCGGGUGGCGGAGUGCAUCAGGCGGCGGGCAAUCCUCAAGUCGCUGCUCCUGCAACUGGACCUCGCCCUGUGCGAGAGCGCCCAGGCGCUCCAGAUGAGGCCCUCCAAGCGAGACAAACUUACCGCGCGGAACUACCACGCGUGCUUCAGGGAGUUGCACAGGGCAUUGGACCAGUGCCAGCGCAUGCAGCAGGCUGCGAUCACGCUCGAGGCGUAUGACAGCAGCAGGCUGAUCACGCGGACGAGGAAGAGGAGGAG
Messenger RNA from Prorocentrum cordatum, 755 nucleotides. The record is from the annotation of a GenBank genome assembly. NCBI's taxonomy places the organism in Eukaryota, Dinophyceae, Prorocentrales, Prorocentraceae.